UGCAUGGAACGGUUUGUGGAUGAGGCCUAUGUGAAACCAUCCAUCACCGCUGACGGGAGUUUGCAUUUCCCGAAUGACUUUUUCAAUAGGGUCUGCGGAUAUUUCAUCAACGGCAGUGUUUGUUAUGAAUUAGCGACAUCAGAUGAGUGCGAGCCGAGUUUUCGCCCAAACAACAUCAUCAAGAAUUUUAAUAAUCUAUCCAUCAAAUUUUGUCGAAAUACAGACGCCUUGAACACUCUUGUCCCCUGCUUGAAUGAUAAAGAAUCCUUUGAAGCAUACAUGCGCGCAAUCCAAUAUGAGGGCAGCGAACAAGAGAGCACUUGCAAUGUAGCCAAGGAACAAAUACGGCGUAUAUUGCGACUCGUCAAAGACAGAUGUGGUGAAGAGGAGUAUAUCAGUCUGAAAACAGUGAUGGCGGACAUUGGGGAGGACCUGCCCACCUUGUUUCUCGAAACUGAUGAUCCAAGCUGUAGUAUUGACGUCAGCACCCUUACCCCCGACAGACGUAGGCGGGGCGUGGCCAGUUCGGCUAUCAAGGGAGAUUGAUUUAUGGAUGUCG
This is a messenger RNA of Ostrea edulis (European flat oyster), 559 nucleotides long. RefSeq lists its product as uncharacterized. Lineage: Eukaryota; Metazoa; Mollusca; Bivalvia; Ostreida; Ostreidae. The record is from RefSeq and is a predicted model, not a curated record. The coding region runs from base 4 to 546 and encodes 180 amino acids. The transcript has 4 exons.